This is a messenger RNA of Penicillium brevicompactum, 1401 nucleotides long. RefSeq names its product F-box protein. Gene Ontology annotation, molecular function: protein binding. Bases 1 to 1401 code for a protein of 466 amino acids. The transcript has a single exon. NCBI's taxonomy places the organism in Eukaryota, Fungi, Ascomycota, Eurotiomycetes, Eurotiales, Aspergillaceae. The record is from RefSeq and is a predicted model, not a curated record.
AUGUCGAGUCCAGCAAUCGCAGCUCAGUGCAGCAGUACUUUCACGCGAGGUGAGAUGUCCCGGCUUGUUCUCAUACCCUACGAGCUUCUGUUGAUCAUCAUCUCGCACCUGACAAACCGAGAUUUGAAGGCACUCAGGCAAACAUGCAAAGCGCUAGAGAAUCUGGUCCCGUUGCGCUUAUCGAGGGUAUUCAUCUCUGCCAACCCUUUGGACAUCAAGGUAUUCCACGCUAUUGCCGAUCAUGCGAAAUUCCGCAAGCAAGUGACGGAGAUAGUUUGGGAUGAGGCGCGUUUCACAGAAUCUGCUGAAUGGUUUGUGAGAGAGCUCAGGGCAAACCAAGAACUUCUCUACUAUCGAUCAAUGCAGCAUGGUCACCCUGAUCAUAUCAGGUGGCAAAAAGCAGGGGAGGCUCAAAUGACAAGCUUCGAAUGUCGGCAGAUUUAUGACAUGCAUUCUGAUCAACAGAAGAAGACUUUGGCAUCUGGUGAAGACGAAACUGCCUUUAUUUGUGGACUUCAGAAGUUUCCAGCCCUGAGAAGGAUCACAAUAACAUCAGGGGCCCAUGGGUUGUUGCUUCGUCCGCUUUAUGAAACGCCAAUGAUUAGAUCGCUGCCUGGUGGGUUCAUCUAUGCUAUUCCUCGACUUUGGCCCACGAGGGGAGCUGGAUCAUUUGUGUUACAUCGCAGCCCAUCCCGGUGGUCGAACACACAGAAGCAAUAUAAGGAGCGAUGGCGUGGGACAAGAAUAGUCCUCCGUAUUCUGGCGCAACUCGAACACAACAUUUCAGAGCUCGUUUUCGACGUUGGGUCACACAAAACCGGGGUUAACGUGACGAUUCUGGACGAGCCUUGCGUUGAGUAUGAUCACUUCGUCAAGCUUUUGAAACGCCCUGGUCUUCGUCGCUUAGAUCUUGCUCUUCAUAUAAAGGGUGGAAUCCAUGAUUGGGCAAAUCAAUCUCGCGGAUACCUUCGUUCUGCACUCGAGGAAGCAGGAAGUCUGGAGCAUUUUUCCCUUUCGACUUCAACAAUCCCGAGCUCUGAGAACCUGCCAGUCCAGUUGGUCAACCUUUUACCUGUCAACAAAUGGCCACUGCUCCGUCAUAUUGGUUUGAGCUGCUUUGAUGUCUCAAAAGAUGACUUUCUGACAUUCCUCAACUCAAUGCCGAAGACCCUCUGCUCUAUUGAGGUCAAUCUGUUUCACAAGCAGUACGAGGAAGGUCAAUGGAGCGAUCUCAAAAGUACCAUCUUCCCGAAUAUGCAUGAUUCGAACCAUACCAGCAUUCGAGCCAUAACAAUCAUUGUCACUCCACACGAGUACAUCUUCAAUCAAGAAGGAAACUAUCCCGAUAGGAUAUGUUCGGUUCCGACGCUUCAAUUUAUUGACUUUUUUCAGCCAGUAUAG